AUGAGAUCGAUUUGCCUUGCUGUUUUUCUUAUUUUGUUUAUUUCUGCUAAUGGAUACAAGAAGUCGAAAAGUUUGAAGAAAACGACGACAACAGAAGCUCCGACAACGACAGAAGUUGAUUAUUCGGAUUCAAAUUCAACGGAUGAGAAUGUGGAGUUGAAUUUUGAUGCUGCUCCGACAGAAGCCACAGAUUUGAGUUCAACGCUUGGUCUGGAAAGUACAACAGAAGCUGCAGAAGUUAAUGAUGAGGAUUCUGAAGAGAAUCCAGAAGCUACAACUGAAGCCAUUACUGAAACCACCGAAGAAUCAAAAUCUGAAGACGAUGAAGAACAGAAUGAAGAAACUGAGCCAACUACAACUCCAGAAAACAUUGAAGAGAAUUCUGAAGAUAAACCAAAAACAGAAGAAUCUCAAGAUGAAGAACAGGAAGAGUCAGAGAAUUCUGAAGAUAAACCGAAAGCUGAUGAUCUCUUGGAUGUGGCGAAGAAUGAAGUUGAGAAAGAAGAGAAGCAAAAAGCUGAAGUGAUUGAUUGGAGUUUUCCCUAUCCAGCUCAUUCUUUGCAAGAAUAUGUUCAACGGGGAAAGGCUUUCGCACGACAGUACAUUGGAGCGAAAAAUAUGAAACGAUUGCAUCAAAUCGUCAACAAAGUGCGAAAAAGUGGAGGCGGCCGAGAAGCAAUCCACAAAGCCGUUCAAUCGUAUCUCAACAAAUUGCUUUCACGAAAACAAAAGAAGGAAAUCAAUCAACGAAAAGCCGAACUCGAUGCGACAUUUCGGUUUUCAAAAGAUUUAGAA
This is a messenger RNA of Mesorhabditis belari, 795 nucleotides long. The record is from the annotation of a GenBank genome assembly. NCBI's taxonomy places the organism in Eukaryota, Metazoa, Nematoda, Chromadorea, Rhabditida, Rhabditidae.